CUAAACCUUCGCAUCGCCUCCAUUUCUGCAACUUAGUCCCUCACGCCCUUCUCUCACUAGAAGCAGAUCACCGAGAGCGCUGUCGUCGAAGUUGAUCGAGCCGAAUCGUCAUGGCUGCCGCUGUAAUUGGGCAAUUACUGCCCGGAAUGGAAGAGCCGGUUGCGGCAGGUCAAAGUACUCCAGAAGUCGAGCAAGGCGGGGGAGCGACGGAGAUGGAAGAGCCGGAAAUGGGCGAUGGGGCGCCGCAGAUGGAGGGCGACGACGACAUCGACGAAGCCGCGGAGGGGGGGGAGGAAGAAAAGGACGACGAGGAAGAGGAUAACGAGGAGGAUGAUUCAGAAGUAGAGGAGGACGAGGAAGAAGAGGGGGACGAAGAGGAGGAGGAGGGCGGCGAGGAGGCGGGAGGCGGAGCAGGUGGCGCGCAGGAGGGCGGCGGCAUGUCGGCGGCGCAGCUAGCAGCGGCGGUGGAGCCGUCGGACUAUUCCUUCGACGAGGGCAACAUGCUCGUUAACGACUCGCGCCCCGUGUCUCUGCCGUUCGUCACGCCGCACCUCGAGCAGGCGGAGCAGCAGGUGCUGGAGUUGGCGCAGCAGGCGGUGCAGGCGCUAGCCGCGCGCCUGUUCGCGCUGCCCGCCACGCCGCACAAGAUGGGGCGCCUCGUGGACCUCCCCCCGCCCACCACUCCGCUGCCCAGAGAAAAGCCGCCCCCCCGUCCUCGUGGUCUCACCAAGUGGGAGCGGUUUGCCCGAGAGAAAGGCAUUCAGAAGCGCAAGAAGGGCAAGUUCGUGUUUGAGGAGACGUCGGGCGAGUGGAAGCCGCGGUACGGGUACAAGCGCGCCAACGACAUCAAGGACAUCCCCAUCCUCGAAGCCAAGGCCUCCGACGUGGCGGGCGAGGACCCCUUUGCGAAGCUCAAGGCGGAGAAGAAGGCGCGGGUCAAGGCCAACGAGCAGCGCCGCCUCGGCAACCUCAAGGCGUCCGCCAAGCAGCUGCGACCAGACGCGCUCAGCCACCUUGCGGUGUCGUCAGCAUCCCUGCCUCUGUCCGGCAAGCCAUCGGGUGGGCCGCGGGCGACCAAGGCGGCUGUGGGCACAGUGGCGUCGCUGGCGGCGGGCAGCACAGCCAGCGGAGGCAAGUUCGACCGGCGGCUGGAGGGCGAGAAGAGAGCCAAGAAAGUCGGCAAGCACAGAAAGUUCCUGCCGGUGGCAGCGCGCGGUGCGGAGGGUGAGCGCGAGGGCAAGAUGAUAACGUCGGUGGUGGACAGGGUGGUCAGCAGGCACGCCACUGACGUCAUCGAUGUCAACAAGGCGGUGUCAGUGUUGCAGGUGGGCGAGGAGAGGAAGCGCAGAGCGGCCAAGUGGAGCGGAGCAGCAGACAAGGGCAAGGGCAAGGGCAAGGGGGGCAAGGGAGGCAAGGGGGUGGGGGAUUUCGGAGGGGCAGGCAAGGGCAAGAGGAAGGGUGGGAACGAUGAGAAGGGGAAAAAGAAGGCCAAGAAGUAGCGGUGCGCUCCCCGGCUCCAUGCAGCAGUGGCAGCUGCUCAUAUCUGCUGUGCUGCCAUCAUGGUGCCGCCAGGCACUGAUCUUCACGUUCUCCCACCAUUUCUCACUGGCUCGCCUGGCUGUGUCUGAUGGCGCGUUUGGGACCCACCUAAGCUUCAUGUUGCAAUGGUAGUUUGGUGCCCCAUUUCAGCGCUGUAUGGCUGGUUGUACGCACAUGAGUACGAAGUAGACAGUGAAGAAAGCAUGCCUUUUGCCAUGCGCGGUUCAAGUGUGCAACACGACACAACAGAACACAACCAGCUGAUUGCAGCGUGACACCCUGCAGCACUCCCACUCACGUGUACCUGCCAGGGAGGUGCUACAUCACACUGAGGCGCCAGACCAGCAAUCAGGAGAUGUGCGAGUCCAGUGCACCCACUCACACCCUCUCUUGCAGUCUGGACUUGGGAGUGACCCUGAGCCUCUCACAAUGCACAGCAUUGCUGUUACCGUUAGCUCCAAUCCAGUCCAACAUUCCUGCCUCUGCAUGCGUCUGGCCUGGUUGGUGCAUGGACUGCUGCUGGAGCUGGGGUAUUCAAUCA
Molecule: messenger RNA, 2080 nt
Organism: Closterium sp. NIES-67
Lineage: Eukaryota; Viridiplantae; Streptophyta; Zygnematophyceae; Desmidiales; Closteriaceae
Source: the annotation of a GenBank genome assembly